AUGAGUCUUCUUAAACUAAAAACACUGCAAAGAGAAGAUUCCUCAUAUUGCUUUGAGAAAAGAUUUAAUGAAUGGUUUCCCAUUACAAAUAGUGAAUUCAAAGAAAAGUACAGGGACAUGGUUGCAGAAAGUAUUGCAGAGGACUCUACGGAGGAUACGAGUAUAAGUUCUAUAAGUUCUCCAGGAAUAUCCCAAUAUUCAGAUUUUUCUGUUUUGAAUAUAAGAAGACCUGAUCCAUCAAUAUGCACAGUGUAUGAGAGUCCUCAUCGCUUUAUAGCCUCCAGGAUGUUGAUUCCGAAAGAAGGAAAUAGAAUAACGCGAGUUGAGGAUUCUGGCCGUCUAAUAUGGAAAGAAAAUGAAGAUGAAAAGUAUGUCUAUUGUAUAUUGUAUUUAAAGAAAAAUAAACCCAAAAUGUUGCUCAUUGCUAGGGAUACACCAUCAGGUUUGGAUCCCCUUUUCUUUAAGAAGAAGCGUUUUUCUUGGAGGAUGUCAAAGAAGAAGUAUUUGGAUAAAAUCCUGGGACUUGCUCCAAGAACAAUAAUAGGGGAUAAACAGUGUAAUCUUGAUAUUGCAAGUGAGAAGGAGACACCCAUGUAUAGAGUAAGAAGAUCUACAAUACAUGGUACAGAGGUGGUUUCAUACAUUACAAGGAGAGAGCUCUGUAUUACUUCAGUUUCAGAUGGAGCGAAGGCUAUAUGGAUUGGAGAUUUUUUCCUAAGAUGUCACUCCUGUGAUGUAUAUUAUAGGAAUGGCAAUCCAUUCCUUGUAGUUUUCGAUCUUUACAACAUGGAGGAAAGCAGUCUCAAAUGUUUUGAAAAACAAAAUGGUCUUUGGGUACACCUUGAAGAUGAGGGUUUUAGGACAAUAGUUAAGGAAAUGGAAAUGAGGAAAAUGAUGUCUUUGUCCGGAUAUGAGCAAGUAUCUUGA
Messenger RNA from Theileria equi strain WA, 927 nucleotides. RefSeq lists its product as hypothetical. Bases 1 to 927 code for a protein of 308 amino acids. The record is from RefSeq and is a predicted model, not a curated record. The transcript has a single exon. NCBI's taxonomy places the organism in Eukaryota, Apicomplexa, Aconoidasida, Piroplasmida, Theileriidae.